UAUAAUUGCAAAUCCAAGCUGAAGAGCAAAGGAAAGAGCAAAGGCAACCCAAGAUGAAGGCUGUAGUUUUCCUUCUUGUCUCUCUGCUUGCAGUAGUUUCCUGCAAAAAAAUCAGCUACCAGAAGUGCCCGUCUACUAAAGAGCUGGGUGAAAUCGUCUCCAUUGAUGUAACGCCGUGCGAGGAAGAACCGUGCGUUCUGAAGAAAGGAAGUAAUGAAACAGUCACCAUCACCUUCAUCCCGCACGAAGUUGUCACCGGCGCUAAGAUUUACGCAUACGCUAUCAAGGGACCGAUACAUGUGCGCCUUCCGGUGCCGAAUCCCAAUGCGUGUCAAGACCACGGAUUAUCUUGUCCAUUGAAGAGCGGUGUACAAGUGGAGUUUGUUUUGGUCGAAUUCGUCUCACCCUCUGUCCCCAGCGGUGACGUGAAACUAGAAGCGCAAAUCAAAGAUCAAGAUGGCAAGUCUCUGAUCUGUGGGAUUGUUAAGUUGCAUAUUCAGUGAACUUUAAUUCAGUAUACUGUUACAUUGUAUAUCUCUUAGACUAAUUAGUCCUGGUUGGUCAGUGUGAGAUAUUUGGUUUUUUUGCAUCCUUUUGCCAGAUUAAAUGAGGAACAACUUAA
This is a messenger RNA of Pocillopora verrucosa, 622 nucleotides long. Its product is annotated as NPC intracellular cholesterol transporter 2-like. The record is from RefSeq and is a predicted model, not a curated record. Gene Ontology annotation, biological process: sterol transport. NCBI's taxonomy places the organism in Eukaryota, Metazoa, Cnidaria, Anthozoa, Scleractinia, Pocilloporidae. Gene Ontology annotation, molecular function: sterol binding.